AUGAAGUUGUUCGCCAAAGACGAUUCGGAACGAGGGGAUGGUCAAUCGGACGAUUCGGAUCUCUUCAGUUCGUCUGACGAUGAUGACGAUGAUUUCAUCGACAAGGCCAAGACACCGUCUCCAGUCAUUGAGCUUCCCCGAAGUCCGAGUCCUACUCGAGUCCAAGACGGCUACGAUUCAGACGACGAGGCCGAGCCGAGGAAUGGUCUUGAGAUUGCAGAAAUCAGAGGAGAAGAUACCCAUGACGAGUUGGACAACAAAAUCAUGGAGCUCAUCGAACGUUCAGUCAAGAGUCCCGAUUAUCAUGCGGGCAAGGAGGCUGCGGAAAGCUUAGGUUCCAGGAUCAAGGAUACGAUUCAGGAGUCAUUGAAGAACGAGCCGAUUGCGACUUCCAACGACGAUCGCAGCAAUGGUCAUGAGGAUCGAAGGGCAGACGAUGCGAACUCACCACUAGUCAAAUCUCCGUCGCCGGAGCCGCCAGCAGUGACGCUGAACGAAAGUACCGUCGACAUGACGAAACAGAUUGUGCCAGAGCGGCAGCUGCCUAAGGAUCUCUCGAUUAGGCCGAGGAAGUCUCCGCCGAGUUCCCCCAAAAAGACUCCAACGAGAUCCACACCACCUAGUCCACGGAAAUCGAAUGACCGCCUAAGCGCACCACUCAAUCAAGCCGCGUUUCCUCCGAGCCCGACGAGGUUCAUCCGUAAGAGUGGCGCUCAGGAGGCGAAGUUAGCUGCGAGUCAGAAACGACCGCGCCCCCCCAGUUCGAAUACUAGUUCGGACACUAUAGUCUCCCAAAUGACGGAGAAGGAUGUGAAAAGAUUGCCAGCUUACACGGGUAAUGAACGGAGUCGAUAUGGUCUGCCUCUUGAAGAGAAAGCGAAACUCAGAGAAACCCGGGAUAAAGUCAAGAGGGAAAAGGAGGAGAAGGCCCGUUUAGAAGAGGAAGCCAAACUCCAACGGAAAAUCGACGCUCAAAAAACAUUCGAGGCCUGGCUUAAAAACAAAGAAUCCGAGAAGAAGGGUUCUUCCAGCAAGAAGAAAGCGCUAUCCCCUCAAUCGAAUGACGAGAAUUCCCAAGAUUUCAUCACAAGUCCCAACACAACGGUCACAUUCCUCACAUGGUUGGAGGGCAAGAAUAUCCAGGAGAAGCGGAAUAAAUUGCAACAAAGGCUCCGCCAAAUCGAGCUGGAAGAGCUCGGAAAGAAACAUACGAGACAAGACGCCCAACAAGCCUACAGACGGUGGUUGCGCAAGAAAGCCUUGGAAACCGAGCAGCAGAGGAUGAUCGAGAAACAGAAAAAGGUCGAAGAGAAACUCAGCUCAUCCUCGAUCAAAUCGAGGGAAACACUCGAUAGUUUUUUCCAGUCCGAGCAUUUCCAUUCCCUGGAACAUCAAACUUCGAAUGGAAAAUGCUAAGAGGAUAAUCCCCUCUCUCCAAACAAUCGAACAUGUUGAUGUUCCCGGUAUAUGAUAAUACUUGUUGUUCCUAGUUCAAUAAAUGCUCAGUGAAAAUGACUCAAGGAGACGAAGGAGGUCGAUGGGAUCGACGCAUUUCUGUACAGACUUCGCUGUAAAAAUAAAGCCCGUGUACAAAUGGUACACUCUAA
Messenger RNA from Galendromus occidentalis (western predatory mite), 1607 nucleotides. RefSeq names its product swi5-dependent recombination DNA repair protein 1 homolog. The record is from RefSeq and is a predicted model, not a curated record. NCBI's taxonomy places the organism in Eukaryota, Metazoa, Arthropoda, Arachnida, Mesostigmata, Phytoseiidae. Bases 1 to 1416 code for a protein of 471 amino acids. Gene Ontology annotation, molecular function: microtubule binding. The transcript is spliced from 8 exons.